Messenger RNA from Branchiostoma belcheri (Belcher's lancelet), 2018 nucleotides. RefSeq names its product IgGFc-binding protein-like. The record is from RefSeq and is a predicted model, not a curated record. Bases 30 to 1931 code for a protein of 633 amino acids. The transcript is spliced from 9 exons. NCBI's taxonomy places the organism in Eukaryota, Metazoa, Chordata, Leptocardii, Amphioxiformes, Branchiostomatidae.
UCUGUAACGCAUUUCCUGAUUAAAAGAGGAUGUUAUUGUCCCAGACACGGUUGGGCAAGGGUGACCGUAACUUAGGAUUCAGUCCAAACCUUAUCUGUGUAGUAGUCAAGGACAUUCUUGUUUACUUCGCGACCAGACGUGUGCUAGCUAGCGGUGCCUCUUCUCAUUGUUACAGAAGAGAAAGGAGUGACUCGAAGGUUGAUUCUGACCCCCGGGAAUCAAACCCGCGCCGCAAGCUCGCGGCGUGUCAGCUCACAACCAGCGCACAAACCAUUCGGCCAAAAGAUCCAGCAGCCAUUGGCUGUUACAUCAUGAUGUUUCCAUCGUCAGCUGCUCUGCCCUUCUACUGCGGGCUCACGGUUCUCCUGGUGUGUAUGAUGCCGUGGUCGGCAGCAGGACAGACUACAGAAAAUGGCCUUUGGGACACCAAAGGGACUGAGUUCGUUCUGUCGUUCAUCCAAAACCUCCAGCGGGACGGACACCGGCCUCGGCUCCACGUCACGGGUUCCAGCCCCGCUCUGGCAUCGGUGGUUGUGGAUGUGCCGCUCGUCGGAUUUACCGAAAAACUCAACGUUAGAUUCGGCGAGGUAGCGACAGUUGAGCUCCCGCGGGACGGUGUUGAGAUGUUGGGGAGCAGGAAAGGCCGACAUGCGGUCCACAUCCAGGCGGACAACGACAUCAUGGUUUACGGUGUCUUCACGGAGCGCGACUCGUCUGACGCGUACUUAGGCCUCCCUACUGACGCCCUGGGGACGGAAUACCUGGUGCCCUGUAAUACCAUCACCAGGAACCGCCCGGAGGAGGGGUUCGUUCACAUUCCGUCAGAGUUCGGGGUUGUGGGAGUAUAUGAUAACACCACCGUCACCAUUGUACCAAAACAACGCGUGCUUUUCGAGGACCGGACGUAUUUCGCUACGGAGACGAUCACGACCACGCUGGACAGGUUUGAAACUCUGCAGAUUCAGAGCAGCGACGACCUGACGGGCUCCAGGAUUGUCUCCAACAAGCCGGUGGCUGUCCUGAGCGGUAACCUGUUCGCCAGCGUGGGGCACCAAGAGUCAGUCAGGGGCUCCGGGACGCAUAUCGUGGAGAUGAUUCCUCCGGUACACGGCUGGGGGAGGGAGUUCGCACUCGUGGCGCUGAAGGGGAGAGAACAGGGGGACGUCUUCCGCGUCCUGGCCGCCAGAGACGGCACUCAGGUUUUUACAUUUAGUUUAAUACUGUUUAAGUUUUGUUUCCAUUCCUUCGAUUACAGUAAAUCCAAAACAGUGGACCAGGCUCGAGCGGACCCCUUUAUGAUGCUGGUCCCGGCGGUGUCGCAGUUCGCAGCCAACUACUCUUUCCUCACCGUCGACUUCGCCGACCUCCACAUGUACGGUACUUACCACCUCAACAUCGUGGUAAAAACCUCAGAGAAGGAAGGUCUUCGGCUGGACGAUAACCCUCUGGAUCCCGACACCCAGUGGUUCCUCAUACCGGACACGCAGAUGUCGGCUGCAAGGGUGGAUGUGAGGUGCGGCUCGCACACCCUGGUCCACCAGUCUCCGACGGUGACGUUCGGUGUUUCCGUGUACGGCUACACGGACUACGACGGCUACGGCUACCCCGGUGGACUGCUCCUGCCCGCGCACGCCACCUGGCGUUCUAGUGACGAACUGCAGGGCGUUGGUGGUACCGGGCAAAGUGAGGAUGUUCCGGAUAACCCUCAACACAGGGAGAACAGGGGCGGCAACGGAAAGGCGGCAUCGACAAACAUCCCGUCUAAAACUGUUAAGUGGAAGGACUAUGCCGAAUCUAAAGUCCUCAUCGUUUUGUUUUGUUGCCUGUUGCUGGGUUCUAUAAUAGCUGGUGUGCUCUACAUCAAGAACCAGCGGAAAGAUGACUUUCCCUCUACUUCAAUGGAAGGGCUUGAGUUGGCGGAUAGUGCUUAGAAGAAUGCAGCACUGUCUGAAUAGUUUGCUACAUAGGUUAAUAGAUAUGACAGUUGUGCACUAAGACCAUGUAAAAAACGAGAGCAG